Fusarium fujikuroi IMI 58289 is the source of this 1608-nucleotide messenger RNA. RefSeq names its product related to amidohydrolase family protein. The transcript is spliced from 2 exons. NCBI's taxonomy places the organism in Eukaryota, Fungi, Ascomycota, Sordariomycetes, Hypocreales, Nectriaceae. Gene Ontology annotation, molecular function: hydrolase activity, acting on carbon-nitrogen (but not peptide) bonds. The record is from RefSeq and is a predicted model, not a curated record. The coding region runs from base 1 to 1608 and encodes 535 amino acids.
AUGGCCAAAACAUUAUUCGUCAACGGCCGCAUCCUGUCCAAGACAGAGACAGGCCUCAAUGGCAACGCCCAUUUCUCAGACUGCAUGCUCAUCCAAGACGACAAGAUCGUCGUAGUCGGGUCUCGUGAUGAUAUCCCCCAGAAUUUGGGUUCAGACAUUCAAGUGCGCGAUCUUGAUCAGCGUGUCGUCCUCCCCAGCUUCAUUGAUGGCCAUAUGCAUCUCCUCCUACUCGGUCAGUCCCUUCGAAAGCUUGAUCUGUCACGAUGUACUUCACUUGAAGACAUCCGAUCAUGUAUCAAAAAGUACGCUGCCGAGAAUCCAGACACACCGACUAUCCUUUGCAAAGGAUGGAGGCAUUACAUGACGCCCGGCGGAGUUACGGCUGCCAUGCUGGAUGAUCUCGAUCCUCGGCCUAUCUUUGUCGAUGCGGGCUCUUUGCACUCUUGCUGGUGUAAUACUGCGGCUCUGAAAGAGCUUGAGGUUCAAGACAUGCCAGAUCCAGCCGGCGGCAAGAUUUAUCGUGACGCAGAUGGAAAGCCAUCUGGCCUUUUAGAUGAAGGCGCCAUGAUGUCCAUCAUUUGGCCAUUUCAAGCAAAGUCAUCUCCCAAGCAUGAACGAAUAGAGGCGAUCCGCGCUGCCGUAAAAGAGUAUAACGCAGCUGGCUACACUGGCGCAGUAGAAAUGGCCAUGGACGAAGAAGCAUGGGACGCUCUAGUCACACUCAAAGAAACAGAACCCAAUCUGUCGCUACGGAUAGCAGCUCACUGGCUCAUCAAACCAACCGCCAACCUUGAACAAAACUCAAAGCAAGUGCAGCGAGCAAUUGAGCUGAGCAAGUUGUACAACUCGUCAACAAGUCCUGAACUUCGACUUGUUGGAAUCAAGGUCAUCACUGAUGGUAUUGUCGACGCAUGCACUGCCUACCUGUCUGAACCGUAUACCACUGCAGGAAGCCCGCCGCCAAUCUGGGAGCCUGACUUCCUGGAGCCCGUGGUCAGAGAGGCUGAUGCUGGUGGCUUGCAAGUCGCCUUACAUGCUAUUGGCGAUGGGGCUGUGAGAAUGGCUAUAAAUGCUAUUGAGAAACACGCUACACCAGGCCGAAGGCAUAGAAUUGAGCACUUGGAGCUUGUUUCCCCAGAAGACUCCAAGAGGCUUGGAAGACUUGGUUUGACAGCAUCCAUACAACCGAUUCAUGCUGACCCAACAGCGUUGACAAUGUGGCCUGAACUCAUUGGAGAAGAGCGAUAUGAAAGAGCCUUUGCGUACCGUGAGUUUGCUGAUGCAGGUGCCUUAAUGGCGAUUGGUACUGAUAGCCCUACGUCACCAUGGUCGCCUAUGCAUAACUUCCAUGUUGCUAUCAACCGCCAGUCCUCUAAAAGCCCAGAGAAUCCCAAGAUAGUACACGAGCACUUUAGGUUAGGGCUUUGCGAGACGUUUGUCGCGGCGACAGAAGGUGCAGCUAGAAGCGUGUUUGCUGAAGAUCGUGUUGGAAGCUUGACGCCUGGGAAACUGGCUGACUUUAUUGUUGUUGAUAUGGAAUGGGAUCCUAAGACGCUGCUGAAAGCUGAGGUGAAGGAGACCUGGUUUGGUGGAUCCCGGGUAUUCUAA